CACAUUUUUACUCACAAGACUAUUUUUAUAAUUUUGAGAAUUUCAAGCAAAAAUUACUCGUUUUUUCCCUGUGGUAACAAGCUGAAAAAUACUUACAACAUUAAAGGACACUUUGGUGUGUAAAAGGUUGGUUUUUACUGUUUUUAAACCUGCUGUUAUGUACAAGGAAUUACGUGCAUGGGAGCCAUAUAACUCAGUCCAAUAUUGUGCUAGCCGCUAGGGCCUAGGCAUAGAAUAGAUAUCUGGGCCUAGGUCUCUUCUUAACAAUCUGCUUGCGUUUUUCCAUUGCGCAUUUGUACCUUGUCUUUUGCGUGAUCUACACUCUAUGUAUUCUUAAUUCCUUUUUUCAGGUAGUUGCAUCCUAGUAUAUUCCCUACCAACCAAAGUAUUGUUUAAAAAGUUUAAUAGUAAAUGUAUAGAAAGCAUCAAAAUUGCACGCCCCAUAUCUCUCAGUUGCGCGAUACAAACUUUCCACACUGGGCAUCACUCAGUUAUCAAGUAUGUCUGGGUUUGGGCUGUGUGGAAAGUUUGUAUCGUGCAACCGAGAUAUCAGAUGCACAAAUUUGAUGCUUUCUAUAUAUUUAUUAUUAAGUUUUUUAAGUCUCGGGUGCAUGAUUUCCAAACUUUCCAGUCAGGGAUUUGGGCUAAUACAGUCGGUUUAACUAAUGGUUUGACCAACUCUGCAAUCUGACCCAUAAUUUUUGCAGUCAAACCGGAUGUUCUCUUGCGAGCAACAAUGCAAAAUAUAAUAUGUCCCACAAUAUUGUAAUUUUGAUAGGCAGAUUGCUCUGAGCAAUUUGCAACUGACGCGAGCAAAUUGCAAGUUGAAAUUCAAUUCUCUGAUUGGACUAUUAGCAAAAAGGAAGCCAACCAAAUAGUCUGAGCAACUGGAUUGGUGCUUCCCUCUUUCUUGUAGUCCAAUCAGAGGCUUUGUUUACAAAUCUUUGUGAAUUUCAACUUGCAGUUUGUUCGCGUCGGUCGCAAAUUGCUCAGAGCCACCUGCCUAUCAAAAUUGCGAUAUUGUGGGACAAUACUGCAAUGUUGCUCACAAGAGAACAUUCGGUAACAUACCUUACCAUCAAUACUUGAACUUCUAAUAUUUUAGGAAAGUUUUGAACUAACUCAGUGGAAUGUCAGAGUUGAACAUUCAACAAUGUGAUAAUUUAACCAAUAUUGUCAAUGUGAGCCAAGAACCCGACGCUCAGCUUGAUCCUCGGGUGAAAAUCUACUUGAGCUUGGAAGCGAUCUAUGACAGUGAUUCGAGUGAGGAAUACUCAGACGAAGAUAGUUUGAGUGAGUACUCCAUGGACUAUGAAUAUUCUGCUGACGCCAAUAACUAUAAUAUGAAUGUAUCAAUGAAUAACAACACUUCACCAAACAACUGUAGAGGGGACAUUGGUUCUUCCCAUCAAAUUCAGAUUCCGUCCACUGGUCGAACUUGUACAUCUGCCAAACCUAGCAACCGGCCACCCCCGCCUUCCCGAGAUCUUUACAAGUCCCUUAUCAACCAAUCAGAGCAUCCAAUGAAACCUGUCCAGCAUUCCACAGGGGCUUAUAGUUAUUCGAACAUACAGGGUUCAUCAAGCGGGCAAAAAACAAUGUUGCAACGCUCUUUAGAUGCCAUGAGACAAGUUGGUAAUCUAAGAGGUCACCAUGACUCGGCUGCUGAGGUGAUGCAUGUAGCAGGCAAUGGUGGAAAUGCCCGUGGUACUAUGGCACAUCCAGCUAACCAACCUCAAACAACUUUAGGAGAGCCCCGAUCACCUACCUUUUCUUCAUCCCCAAGGAAACAAGAGUCUUCAAAAUCACUUGCACCUUCUUGGACACACUCAUCAACGAGGCAAGACAAUUCUCUACACAUGCUACACUCUGCAGCAUCUCAAAAACCUACAUCACCCACCAAUGUCCCUAACCAAGUUGCAUUAUCUACCAGUAGCCCUGGCCAUCAUGCGUUACCCACAACUAUCCACAAGAGGCCACCACCACCGUCGGCAGUAUUCAUGCAGCAAGGACCUUUGCCAACCAAGUCCCAAAAACAUGUACAGCAUUCAAAUAUACCAUUGUCUCAUCAGAAAGAACAUACCUCACAGUAUCCUAGCAACCAGAACACAGCAAUUUCACAGUAUCCUGGCAACCAGACCAAACCAACACCACAGUAUCCAAACAGAAUGCCACCACCAACACAAUUUCCUACCAACUUAACCACCACCCCUUCCAGACCAGCAACUCAAACACCAGAACAAUCAGUUGAAUCAAAAAUCAUUGCCUUCCUCCAAAGUCAGGGACGUCCUUGCAACACAAAAAGUAUCAGGUUGUCACUUGGUGCUGGUUCGAAAAAAGAAAUAAACCCCAUUCUGUAUUUGAUGCAACGGAAAGGAAACAUUGCAAAAGUUCAGGACUCACCCCCAACAUGGAAACUUUGCCAGGGAAAAGGAGUUACUACUCCACCUUCCAGCAUCCAAAACCCACCAGCACGAAGCCUUGGGCGUGGUUAUCCAGGCUCAAAUGCAUCGUACAUGCAAACACCAUCUCAAGUCCAAUCACAAGGACAAAUCGUUGGGCGUGGCACUCAAGGUCCGAGCGCAUCUUACAUGCCAAGCCCAGCUCAAAACCAAUCUCUGACAACUCAACCUAAACCCCCCAAACCAGCUGGUGGUUCAUCCACUACCGGCAAAGAUUUCUUUGAAGCAUGUUUUACGUCCAUCAAUAAAAAUCCCGUCAGCGCAUUCAACAAUUAUGCCCAGAAGAAUAAAAGCGAAGCAACUUUUGAAAUCAUUUCCCAAAAGACUACUGGCAAACCUUCGUUUACCGUUGCCGCCAAACUUGGCAAGCACAUGUUUACCGCUGUUACCGCCGGCAACAUGAAGGAAGCAAAACGACAAGCUGCUGAUGUUGCACUUCGAGAAAUUGGACAAGCUUCGGGAUCCGGUCGUCCCGAUUCCACAGAUGGAAAACUCGAUCUUAGCAAUCUACCGUCCAUUCCACGUAACAACACUUGGACACAUUUUGACUGCAUGGCUGCAUUAAGCCAUCAGCUGUUUGCUCGAAUCGCCCCGACCGUUUCGGCUUCGUUUGCCGGAAGAAAAGUAAUUGCUUGUAUGCUAAUGAAACUGAGUAGCCAAGAUCCUGGACGGGUUAUGAGUUUGGGUGCGGGUAACCGAUGUAUAACUGGGGAACGAAUUAGUUUGGAGGGUAGAAAGGUUAAUGAUUCACAUGCUGAAAUAGUUGCAAGGCGAGGACUGAUCCGCGUGUUUUAUAAAGAACUCAGCAACUGCUUUGCUGGAAAAGAAUCGAUAUUCGUGAGGAAGGGAAGCGCGGCCAAACUUUGUCUUCGAGACGGGGUGACCUUUCAUUUAUAUAUCAGCACAGCCCCAUGUGGAGAUGGAGCGCUAUUCUCUCCUAGGGAGGCGGGGGGUGUGGUAGCUGGGGGCGAAAACCUGACCCGAGAUCACACCCCAACCUUCACCUCGAAGCAGCAAGGAAUCCUUCGCACAAAGAUUGAAGACGGCGAAGGGACACUGCCCAUCGAUUUUGACGCACCACCGCAAACCUGGGAUGGCUUGCUACAAGGGGAUCGGCUCCGGACCAUGUCAUGCAGUGAUAAGAUAUGUCGAUGGAAUGUGCUGGGACUCCAAGGAGCCUUGUUAAGCCAUUUCAUUCAACCUAUCUACCUGGAUAGCCUAACUUUGGGCUAUUUAUACGACCACGGUCACUUAUCACGUGCUGUGUGCUGUCGACUCCAACACAAGAAUGACCUGAAUGACCGGCUCGCACGAGGAUACCAUGUGAACCACCCGUGCCUCGGACGUGUUACUGCUUACGAUCCCCCACGUGAAACAGAGAAAACCAACAACAUCAGCAUCAACUGGGCAUUGGGGGACAGCAAUGCCGAAGUAACAGAUGGAAGGGACGGGGCUUGCCUAACCCGAACCGGCAACGCACCGACCCCGUCACGCCUCUGCAAGGCGGCGUUAUACGGGAACUUCCGAGAGCUAUGUCGGAGAGUACCGGAAUUGCAACAUCUCCUCAAGACGGACUCGUACAAGGAGGCGAAAACUUUGGCAGAAGAUUUUUGCCGUUGCAAGAAAGAAAUGAAAGCUCAGUUUAAGGCAUCGAAGUAUAGUCAGUGGGUUUCAAAACCGAUGGAGCAGGAUUUGUUUAGUGAUUCUUUGCCCGCCUUGGAUGUAUAGAAUUUGUCAUGUUAAAGUUCACCAUCGUUCUAUCACCACCAUCAUUAUGCUGCCUCGUAACGGCGUUAGGAUAGGAGAUCGAUCGCAUGGGCCGUUAAUCUGACGAACGAAAAUAUAUAGAAACAUAUACCCAAUAGACCUUAUGCAUAAUGACGUCACAAGGCUUGAUGCCCACGAGGAAUGCUGGUCUUAGUAGUCAUCGCCACGUAAAUUUCGAUAGUGGCCAUUUUGAAUUGUUCAAUUUUCCCGGGCGAUGACUACUAAGACCAGCAUUCUUCGCGGGCAUCAGGCCUUGUGACGUCAUUAUGCAUAAGGUCUAUUAGCCUGACGACGAAUAUCCGCCAUUUUUGGGUGGCAUUUAAUUCUUGUUAACCAAUGCAGACUAGACAAUUAAAACAAUGUGAAAAGCAAUUUUUCAAAAUAAACUAACCAUUUACAAAGCAAAUUUACCAUCAUUCGUUCAAAAAAUUAUAAAAAGUCACUGUUGCGUGGACUUAUCUCGUAGACGUCGGCUGAAAAGCCACCCAAAAAUGGCGGCGUGAGAAAAGCUAUUGCACAACGUUAACGUUGGAUAAGUCAUAUGCCUAUAGUUACUAUUGUAGAAAAGAACAAAGGUAACUAAAACCCUGGGCAAACUAGGAAAUAUUGUUGUGGAAACAUUUGUGAUUCUCGAUGUUUCCUCAAAUGUUUCCCUGUUUGCCCACCCGUAGAAACAUUGUUGCGGAAUCAAUAUUUCCGCAACAAUGUUUCCUAGUUUGCUCAGGGCCUAAGCUUGGGAAUUAUCUACAUGAGUGAACGAUUCUAAUGCCAGUUACAUUGUUCUAUUUUCUGCCCAUGUAAACUGGAACAAUUGUAACUAGGCGUGUGAGUUAUCCAACUUUGUGAAUUGGGUGGUAACAAUGUAAACAACGUUAGCUGAAUUUUUUAUUGAACUUUAGUUGUAGUCUUUUUAAAAUCGUUAUUUUAAGAAAAGAAAUUUUACAGUAAAUACAUUACAUAUCAAGUGAUUUAGAAAUGUGGAUAUAGUAUCGCUAUGAAUCCCUAUGAUAAUAAUAAUGAGUAGUUUAC
Molecule: messenger RNA, 5258 nt
Organism: Paramuricea clavata
Lineage: Eukaryota; Metazoa; Cnidaria; Anthozoa; Malacalcyonacea; Plexauridae
Source: the annotation of a GenBank genome assembly